Momordica charantia (bitter melon) is the source of this 1085-nucleotide messenger RNA. RefSeq names its product CTC-interacting domain 6 (gene CID6). The record is from RefSeq and is a predicted model, not a curated record. Lineage: Eukaryota; Viridiplantae; Streptophyta; Magnoliopsida; Cucurbitales; Cucurbitaceae. Gene Ontology annotation, molecular function: ubiquitin binding.
GUCUUCCUGUACAAAACCAUGAGGAUCUUCUUCGCGACUUCUCAAUUCUCUACCUACGAACCGCAAGUUUCCGAUCAUUGCCCGAAUUCUCCGUUUACUUCAUCUUUGAAGCAAUUAGGGUUUGUUAAGUUCUUGCUGUAGUUGAAAUUCUGCCUGCAAGAUCGAGAUUUUGAAUUGGAGGAAAGGAUCAUUUCUGCGUCUGAUGCAAUGAAGCCACUCGGAUCAUCUUUGAAUCCAUAUGCAGCAUCCUACAUUCCACUCUCCAAGAGAGAGGCUGACAAAAAUUUUAUAGCAGAAAACUCUUCUAAGAAAAGUAUAGGGGGCAACUUUUCGGGAUAUUCCGAACAUUAUAUGCAUAAUCCUCCAUAUGACAGCAUUUCCCCUAAUUCAAACCUGCGACUUGGUGAAAAAGCACCUAUUGCAGUUGGUUCUGCUAUGAAGAAUCACCCCUCUCAUGGAUCAUUGUCGCAACACAAGAGUGAAUUCAAUGAAAUGGUGGAGAUGUUUGAUAAAGACUUUGAUUUGGAUCUGGAAUUUCUUAAGGCUAGUUUCCCUGGACUAUCUGAUCAGUCCCUUACUGAUGUCUAUUUGGCAAAUAAAGGUGACGUGGAUGCUGCUAUAGACAUGCUGAGCCUGCUCGAGAACAAACAGCCAUUUGGUUCUGAAGAUUAUGUCCCUGAAGGUCUCCCGGACUCUUUGGACAUUGGUGACAUCUCGGAAUACGGGUUUGCAGCUGAUAAUCAACCAUCUUUCAAAAUGAAGAAUGUAGUCGGGAAUGCAAGCACUUCAUUCCGAUCCUAGGAGUGGCGAUUGGUUUCGAAAAGUGAACUUUUCUUUCCCAUUCUGGUUUUCCUUUGAGAACUUUUUCUAUGGGAUGCUCAUAUAAGUAAACAUCCUCCUUUGAGAUGAGGGAUCAUCACUGGUUAUAGGAUUGUAUAGUUUCAAGUUCCUUGUUGAUUUGAAUAUCCUACAUAUUCAAAUCACUUGUACUUACACGAACUCAUUCGCGAUAAUCAUUGUCGUCGUUUUGGACCGAUCAAAAAGAUCGAAAUAUAGUGUGAGCUUUGCUUGUUCAUUUUUCUUUC